Molecule: messenger RNA, 663 nt
Organism: Hirsutella rhossiliensis
Lineage: Eukaryota; Fungi; Ascomycota; Sordariomycetes; Hypocreales; Ophiocordycipitaceae
Exons: 3
Coding region: 1-663 (220 amino acids)
Source: RefSeq, a predicted model, not a curated record
AUGGCGGCAAAAGUCCAAAUCCCCGGCCUCAACAGCGGCCUUACAGAUGCAGAUAUGGAAUGGAGCCGUCAGCUGUACAACGGCCUUCCCUCCGAUGAAGCCCAGCCCGAAGUUGAGCACCUUCUCCAACAGCUCGCCGAGAUUUUUGUCCGAAACAACGCCCACAAGGUUUUCGGCGUCCACUUGCCUACCAAGGUGGACUCAUUGAACCUCGACAGCUUGCGCGGGCACACUUUUAUUCUCACAGACAAGGGCUUCCACCCGUACGAAUACCACUCCGGCAAACAUCCCGAAUUAGCCCAAAUCGAGGAUAACUUCGUUUCUGAGCUGGCCGACUUCCUCAGGACAAACCAACUAAGCAGAAUAAUUGCACUUGAGGUUCUAGACAGCCCGUUGCCGGAAACCAUGAUGGAGCUUGUCCUGGGGGAUCAUGGAACCAUGAUGAUGGAACCGGAACGCCUGAGAGGCUGCAGACCGUUCCGGCAAACUGGCUGGGCUUUCGUAGAAGAAAACGGCGAGCCACGCGUGUGUAAAGAUGGGAAGCAGCAUCAUGUCACAGGUCCCAACGGCCACAUCAUCAUCGUUGAACCGCCGAAAAACAAUGAGAUUGAGACUUGUUCUGAUGCUUUGCAUUUCUUGAGGGAGCAUGGCCUUCUCAACUAG